AUGGGGCAGUUGGGAGUGAGGAUCUGGGCCCCUCCCUGCAGGGUGGGACUACUGGGUUUCUCCCACAGCCAAGCAGAGCGGGGGUGGCCUCUUGAGUGUCAACCCGGCUGGUACUGGGUCCCCUCUCCGUGUGACAGAAGCUCCCAGAGGAGAGAGACACCCUCUAUUUCAGGGCGAGAGAGAGAUCGAGGCAGUGGACGGCUUUCUUGGCUGCAGAAGGCCCAGCCACAGUCAGGGGUGGGGGCGCCCGGGGACGUCACGGCUCCGAGUAGCUGUGUUGGACCCACGCGGCCCUCAGGUGUCUGUGUGAAGUGUCUGAGAUGUUCCCGGUCAGCUGACCACUUCCUUCUGGGACAGAGAGACUUCCACCACUUGCUCCCUGGGGCCGUCUGUUCCAUGAUGAAGCCCAGAAAAGAGAAUUUUCUUCAGCAGCUUCAAGACAUCUGCCCUUUCUAA
This is a messenger RNA of Rangifer tarandus platyrhynchus (Svalbard reindeer), 456 nucleotides long. NCBI's taxonomy places the organism in Eukaryota, Metazoa, Chordata, Mammalia, Artiodactyla, Cervidae. The record is from the annotation of a GenBank genome assembly.